CUGUCACAAAGACAUGCCUGCUGGAGCCUUUAUUUGAGCAGAUUCAACUUUACCCUCAGCUAUAACACAGGAUCUACAAACCACUCAAAUGCUCUGUUCAGGCAUCUAGAUCUAAGUGAGAGGAUGGAAUCUGACAAUAAAGCCCAAAUCUUACUUCUAGCCAAACUUUUC
Messenger RNA from Heterobasidion irregulare TC 32-1, 171 nucleotides. RefSeq lists its product as uncharacterized. The record is from RefSeq and is a predicted model, not a curated record. NCBI's taxonomy places the organism in Eukaryota, Fungi, Basidiomycota, Agaricomycetes, Russulales, Bondarzewiaceae. The annotation marks the transcript as partial. The transcript has a single exon.